GACGGUCGUGCGCCGUUUUACUCCUCCACACUCCUUCUUCCACCUCCGCCUCCAACCAACACCCAACCCAAUCGACUCUUCCCCAUUGCCCCGCCCUUCCUCAUCGCCGAAACCCUAAACCCUUCGAGGCCCCGCGCCAUGCGGUCCCUCGCGAAGGCCCGGCCGCCGAAGCCCCUCUGCCCCCUCGCCGCCUUCGUCCAGUCCAUGGGGUACGUGGACGUGAAGAUGCGGUGGAAGAAGGACGCGUCCUUCGACGGCGUCCCGGUGCUCGCGCACGCGCGGGACCUGCGCCCGCUCGCCGCCCUCGCGCGGCUCCUCUCCCCGUCGCCGACCCCCGUCUCCGCGGUCUCCAAGCUCCGCCGCUCGCUCGAGACCUCCGACCGCCGCGUCGCCGCCUUCCUGCGCCGCUUCCCCGCGGCCUUCGUCGAGUCCGUCGGGCCCGAGCACCACCACCCCUGGUUCCGCCUGUCCGCCCCCGCCGCGCGCCUCCUGCAGGAGGAGCGGGACGUCUUCGCCGCCCGCCGCGCCGACAUCGCCUCCCGCCUCCGCCGCCUCCUCCUCAUGUCCCCGGCCCGCCGCCUCCCGCUCAGCGUCGCGCAGGGCAUGCUCUGGCACCUCGGCCUCCCGGAGGACUACUUCAGGCGCCCGGAAUUCGACAUCGGGCAAGAUGGGUUCAGGAUUCUAACCACCGCCGGAGAUGGCGCAUACCACAAGGACGAGAACGACGGCAAGGAGCUGGGGCUCAUCGAUGAUGUCCAAGACCAAGAAAUGCCGCUGUCAGUGCUUCAAACGAACGCCAUACGGAGGUUCGGGUCGGCAGACGAGGUGCCCAUCCCAUUAUUCCCCUCAAAGGGUCUCCGGCUGAAGCACAAGAUUGGGGACUGGCUGGAGAGGUUCCAGAAGCUGCCUUACGUCUCUCCGUAUGAGGAUUUCAGCAACAUUCAACCGGGUACCGAUGUUUCGCAGAAGCGGGUGGCUGGGGUGCUCCAUGAGCUGUUCAGUCUGUUCGUGACAUGCUCCGCCGAGCGGCGGCGGCUGCUUUGUCUCAGGACGCACCUGGGGCUGCCACAGAAGUUUGACCGAGGGAUCGAGCGGCACCCGCAUAUAUUCUACUUGCUGUUGAAGGAGAAGACGUGCUUUGUUGUCCUCAAAGAGGCUUACAUGGCUGGGGGAGACACAGCAAUUGAGGAGCACCCCAUGCUGGCAGUGCGGAGCAAGUAUGCCGGAUUGAUGGAGGAGUCUCGGGAGAUCAUAAAGCGUCGUCGAAGUGGGAAGCCUGUACAACUGGAUCCUGAGGAUCAAGAGGAGAGUGAGGAUUGGAAGGAUGCCAAUUCAAUAGGAACUCAUUAUUUUUGACUGAUCACAAAAUGAGAAAAUGGGCAAUAUUGAAUUUUGCAACGAGAAUAAGGGAUUCUUUUUUCAUUGGAAGCAGCAUAUUUGCAUGCAAAAUAGAGGAGUAAUGCGCAUAUGUGAAGAGAAGUGGAAGGUAACAACAGAAGUGGCCAACUGGCACUCUUUAUUGGGAAAAUCAUUUUAGGAAAGCGCUGCUACAUCUAACACCGAUAAAAUGUGAGAUCUCCUUUUAAAAAUCUUUGUUAAGCUUGGAACGGUAUAAAUUCUUGAUGUCCGAACUGUAAAUAAAAGCAACAUAUUGCUUGCUCAUAUUACGUUGGCCUGUGCGGAAAAUAUUUGUAGGAAACGCUGCAACAUCUAUUGCUGAUAUAAAAAUCUUUGUUAAGUUUGGAAUGAUUUAAAUUCUCGGUGCGCGAACUAUAAAAUAAAAGUAACAUAUUGCUUGCUCAUAUUACGUUGGCCUGUGCGGAAUCAAUUGUCGAUGAUAUAAUAGCAGUCACUUCCUUCUAAGUUGUAGUUUUGGUGUGGGGUUCAACGCUAUUGUCUGAGUCAGGCAGUAGUAAAAUGUCAUGUCCGACAAAACAUUUUGGUUAUUUUUUUUCAGUAGUAGUAGUUAACAAAGAACUAAGCAGUUGAAAUUAGUCUGGUGAACUAGUUUUUCUGAAAGACACCAUUAUGAAUGGAAAUAUGAAAUAAUAUAGCUUUGUGCUGUAGUUACUCAUUUUUAGAUACAAAAUUUACUAAUGCUAUAUGCUUAGGAUAGGUAAGUCUGCUGAAGGGCGUGUGUUUUAGUUGGCGGUUGGAUCACAGUAUUAUCUCACCAUAGGCGUGAGUUAUCUUUGAGGAGGAGUUGCUAUGAAACAACAUACUAUUAUAAGUUAUACAAUUUUAGUUGCAAUAAUUUAAGACAUUCUUAUACUAUAUUUUGUCGUACGUGUAUUUUGGACCGAUAGUUUCGUGCCUUUGAGGCGACAUUUAAUUCUUCGCUGAGAAUGCUAUGUAUGGGUUAUGUGGUGCAUAGUAAAGUUCGUAUAUGCUCACACCCAGCGUUAUAUCAACCAUACCCAGUUACUAUGUCAAAGUUUGACCGUGCGUGAAGACAAUUCUCAUUGCAUGUUGCUGAAUAUCUGAGAAAUCAUGGAAUUUCAAUUCCCAAAUAGAAAAUAAAGUACCGAUAGUAAAACCGACCCUCUCAACAAAAUAUUUGUGCAACAAAGAAAGAAUGUAGCUAGUAGGAUAGAUACCUCAUUAUUCAGGAGUAGUACUUUGAAGGCGGUUUACAAAGUUGGCACACAGUUUGCAAGUGAAAAGCUUUUAGUUAAAGAAAACAAGCAAGGCCAUCACCCAUCUAGAACCCUGUGACCGGCACCUUGUAGUCGAGGUCAGCUCGGCGGUAGUAGGAUGCCACGGGGCCAUCCGCCGUUUUGACCGUCGGGAAGAGACUGCGGAGCGCCGCGAUUUCCUCCACUGUGGACGAGGGAGGCUCCGCCAAGAUGGGUAUGUUCAUAUGGCUUGUGCUCCUUUUGGUCCUCAGAGCACGCCCUCCAUGCGUAGAUGUGAUCGUUGCAGUGAUCACGAUGAAGAGAAUCAAAAACAUUGUGAUCCGUGCCAUCGCUAUAAACCUGGAAAUUUUUGACCGAGUGUUUGCGUGACCCCGUGUGUGCGGUAAAUAUGGUCCCGUGCCUCCGUUGAGAAUGGAGGGCAUGGUUGCUUUUUAUGGUGGGAGUAAUAGUGCAACGGAUUUAAUUUCCGUAACUACGAUGUGGAUUAACUUCAAUAAUUAAUGUAGGAGGUAAACCAUAAAGUUAAUGCAAGAGAAGUUAAUCUGUGAACUUCUGGAAGGAACUAAUUGUACUGAAUGUAGGGUUGUCCGUUUUGUUUUCUCCCAUCCAAAGAUUUAGAGUUGGCGAGUUGCUGAAACGGCUGUUGCCUUCGUUUAUUUACGUAUGUCGGUAAUCUUAGGUAUUAAUUCGAUGCAAGUGCAUGUUGCAUGCGCUUAUGAAUCUAAGUUUUGCAUUUUGACCCUGUUUACCAACCUUUCAGUUUGUCUAUUUUGUUUUUUUGUGUAUAUUCUAGUGUCUUCUGUUGUUCAUUUAUAAUUUUGGCCGGGGCAAGUCGAGGCAUUGAAGAGUGACUCGAAUAGGCAGUUGUACAUUGAGGAAGAUGAAAGGAGAACUACACCGACCAUCUUCAUCUGUCAGCUAGUCGCGGAGAAAUUAUGUAUUACUAUGUCGCAAUGGUAUGUUUGCUGGACAAGUAUGCAACAGUGGAUAUGAUACGUUUCAGAUGUUCGUUGAUACUUCUGUAAUGUUGUACUAUGUCUGUUCCAUAAUAUAAGCCGUUUUGGCAAACUAAAAUUUUGACAAACUAUUUUAGUUUGCCAGAACGGCUUAUAUCUUGGGGCUUAUAUCUUGGAACAAAGUGAUACUAAAUCAUUUAUGUCUACUAUGUACAUCAAAAUAUCCACUUACUUGAGGUACUUUUAAGUUCUUAUUAUGGUCUGAUGCCAUGGUCA
Molecule: messenger RNA, 3868 nt
Organism: Lolium perenne
Lineage: Eukaryota; Viridiplantae; Streptophyta; Magnoliopsida; Poales; Poaceae
Product: protein WHAT'S THIS FACTOR 9, mitochondrial
Molecular function (GO): RNA binding
Source: RefSeq, a predicted model, not a curated record